Equus caballus (horse) is the source of this 2368-nucleotide messenger RNA. It is a transcript of the gene DNASE2B, whose product is annotated as deoxyribonuclease 2 beta. The record is from RefSeq and is a predicted model, not a curated record. Lineage: Eukaryota; Metazoa; Chordata; Mammalia; Perissodactyla; Equidae. Gene Ontology annotation, molecular function: deoxyribonuclease II activity. Gene Ontology annotation, biological process: apoptotic DNA fragmentation.
GCUAAAACCAGGAGGUGGAGAGGCUAUGUAAACAUCUUUGGUAAAAUACAACUUGCUCUUACUUUGAAGCAACCCUUUGAAGCGCCCUUUUGGAACUGCUUCCUUAAGAUAGAGAAUAUUACAAGUAAUAGAUCCUAAUCAUUACCAAGACAUAAGGUUUUGUCAUUUCUGUUUAAUGUGUGAACCACAAGCACUUGCUCUCACUCCCAGGGAGAAUAUCAUGAGGGAAAAAAACAUGAAAUAUAUUUAAGUCAACAUCUACUUAUCAUCAUGGAGUUCCCCUGCCCACUGAACUUCGUACUACAUGAUGUUCACUCCAAAGAGUUAACUACACAUCCCUUUUUUCUCUCCAGAACUUUCUGAUGACUUUGCAAACCAGUCAACAAUUCAGCACAAAGGCAUCCAGAGUCACGCUGGCACGUUGUGACAGAAUCACACAGUUACAUGAGAUUUGUCCCAUUCUGAAAAUGCCCAAACAGCGAAGAGCAGAGAUAAAUGGAAUCAAACGUCAGAGUCAACACAGCCUGAGAGAGGCUUGAAAUUCAGACUCCACAAUCCAUGGGGAAAGUUUCCUGCUGUGCCAUGGAAUAAAGGUGACAGAAAAUGACAGCAAGUCUUCUAAGCACAACCCUUGCUUUGCUCCUCCUUCGCCUCCUUGGGGUCCUGGAGGCAACAACAAUAUCAUGCAGAAAUGAAGAAGGUGAAGCUGUGGAUUGGUUUAUCUUUUAUAAGUUACCUAAAAGGCAAGACAAGGAAAGUAGAGAGACUGGGUUAGAGUACCUAUACCUAGACUCUACAACCAGAAGCUGGAGGAGGAGUAAGCAACUAAUGAAUACCACGAAGAGUGUUUUGGGGAGGACAUUACAACAGCUGUAUGAAGCAUAUGGCUCCAAGAAUAACAACACUGCUCAUCUAAUAUACAACGAUGGAGUCCCUAACUCUGUGAAUUAUAGCAGAAAGUAUGGACACACUAAAGGUUUAUUACUGUGGAACAGAGUCCAGGGGUUCUGGCUGAUUCAUUCUAUUCCCCGGUUUCCUCCAAUUCCUGAAGAAGGCUAUGAUUAUCCACCCACAGGAAGACGAAAUGGACAAAUUGGAAUCUGUGUAACUUUCAAGUACAACCAAUAUGAAGCAAUAGAUUCUCAGCUGUUGGUCUGCAACCCAAACGUUUAUAGCUGUUCCAUCCCUACCAUCUUUCACCAGGAGCUUGUUCACAUGCCCCAGCUGUGCACCAGGUCUAGUGCAUCCGAGAUCCCUGGCCAGCACUUUGCCACACUGCAGUCAGCCCAGGGACAAAACUUCGUCCAUUUUGCAAAGUCUGAUUCUUUUCUUGACGACAUCUUUGCAGCCUGGAUGGCUCAAUGGUUGAAGACUCACUUGCUAACAGAAACCUGGCAGCGGAAGAGACAAGAGCUUCCUUCAAACUGCUCCCUUCCUUACCAUGUCUACAAUAUCAAAGCCAUUAAAAUUUCUAGACAAUCUUAUUUCAGUUCUCAUCUGGAUCACGCCAAAUGGUGUAUUUCCCAAAAGGGCACCAAAAAUCGCUGGACAUGUAUUGGAGACUUAAAUCGGAGCCCAUAUCAAGCCUUCAGAAGUGGAGGAUUCAUUUGUACCCAGAAUCAGCUUAUUUACCAAGCAUUUCAAGGAUUAGUUUUGUAUUAUGAGAAGUGUAACUGAACUUGGUGAAAGAACAUGUACUAUUGUUUUGAACAUUGACAAUGUCUUCUUCCAUUAGAUCCAUUCUUUAUAUAUUAAAAGGCUGUGAAUGUACUUAUAGUCCACAUAUCAAAUAAAAUGCUUUUCUCUCAUGUUUACCAUUUUAUCUUCCAACUAGCGGCAAUUUAUCUAAUUUGCAUUUAUAUGCCAUAAACAUUAACUAUUAUAUAACUAAAAUGAGAAUGGAAGGAAUGAAAGAAAAAAUAUUUGUUCUAGAUUAGUCAACUCUCAAUUGUUCACGGAUUGACUGGCCAUCUCACAGAUUAAAUGUCAUCUCCUUCACAGAGAAUUCCCUGACUCUCCUCCCCACCAUUUUGGUGGUAAAAAAAAAAAUCUCUCUCUCUAUACUUCAUACUAUCUAGUCAUAUUCCUCUUUAAGCUCUUUCUCACUGUUUAGCCUUGUCAUUCUUGUAGCUGCUAUUUACUAACUGUCUGAUCUUGGGACAUUCACUUGAACUCUCUGAGCCUUGGUUUUCUUAUCUAUGAAAUGGAUAUAAUAUCUCAGUAUGUUUGAGCACCUAGCACAGAGCCUGACAUGGAGUUGACAUUUAAAAAUACUGGUGAAAUUUGAAUCUGAAUCCCCUCAUCCAGUGAGAAAAGACAAAAGAAAGUUGAUAAAUGAGUAAUAUGUUUUUAAAAAUUUUUUGUCAGA